AUGCCCCUGAAGAAAUCUUGUGUGGACUUCCCACCGCUGGCCACCUAUCUGAGAAGGACAAAGAAGGGAAGUCUCACUUCAAUGAAGAGUCCAGUAACAAGAUCUAGGCUGAACCUGCCCCCACUGUUCAUUUAUCAGGAAUUGAAAUGCUGUGAUGAACAGGAUGAGAUAAAUCAAGUAUUCCUGAAGCUCUCUGCGCUUUAUAGAAAUUUGCAAGAUCCCCUAAAAGAGAUGCUGUUUCGGUGUUCUUGUGAAGAUCAAGAAAAAUGUUAUAAGUUCUCCUACUUUGACAAGUUUCCAAUGAAUGAGCUACCACAGGAGGUUUAUUGUACACCGCAGCCAGACCACAUGCCCCUACGAAAGAGGUUUUUUUCCAACAAGUUUGCCAAUGAACAUCAAGCCUUUGGUGUAUAUAGAAAGGAUGCUCCACUGGCAACUGUAGUUGCAAGAUGGACACCAAACAGUAUGUCAACUCAAUAUGACCAACAAUCAGUUAUUGAAGAGCUUGCAAAAUUUGGUGACAUUGAAUCAGUGACCCCCUUUGGAAGACAAACAGUCAUUGUCAUAUUCAAAGAGAUCACCUCCGCAUGCAAAGCUGUGAACGCUUUUCCACCUAACUGUCCAGAGAGAGGUAUGCAAUGUUUUUGGCAUCACAAAUUCAUGUCCAAAUACAAAAGACAAAAAUUCCAAACAAACGAAACCUCUGCAACAUUAGCAGCCUAG
Messenger RNA from Elgaria multicarinata webbii, 723 nucleotides. RefSeq names its product testis expressed protein 56-like. Bases 1 to 723 code for a protein of 240 amino acids. The record is from RefSeq and is a predicted model, not a curated record. The transcript has 3 exons. Lineage: Eukaryota; Metazoa; Chordata; Lepidosauria; Squamata; Anguidae.